AUGAGGCCCAGUUUCGGCCUGUGGGCCCUGGCUGACAUCACCUGCUGCCAGAAGCUUCAUGGAUUACCCCAGGUGCACUUCCUGGGUUCCUCCAGCACCUUCAGCAAACCCCACCUGCACCCUUGUACCCACCUCACCCCUGUCCCCUUUGCUCUCUGCAGGUUUGACAUCUACAGGAAGGUGCCCAAGGACCUCACGCAGCCGACAUACACCGGGGCCAUUAUCUCUAUCUGCUGCUGCCUCUUCAUCCUCUUCCUCUUCCUCUCGGAGCUCACCGGAUUCAUAACGACGGAAGUCGUGAAUGAGCUCUACGUUGAUGACCCGGACAAGGACAGUGGGGGCAAAAUUGACGUCAGCCUGAACAUCAGUUUACCCAAUUUGCACUGUGAACUGGUCGGGCUUGACAUACAGGAUGAGAUGGGCAGGCAUGAGGUGGGGCACAUCGACAACUCAAUGAAGAUCCCACUGAACAACGGGGCCGGCUGCCGCUUUGAGGGGCAGUUCAGCAUCAACAAGGUCCCUGGCAACUUCCACGUGUCUACACACAGUGCCACGGCCCAGCCACAGAACCCGGACAUGACCCAUGUCAUCCACAAGCUCUCCUUUGGGGACACACUACAGGUCCAGAAUGUCCACGGAGCUUUCAACGCUCUCGGGGGAGCAGACAGACUCACCUCCAACCGUAUGUAUCCCAUAUCUCAACUGGGAACAGGGAAAGGGGGAGAAGAAGGGAACGCGUAUCAAGCACUCACUGUAAGCCCAGCUGUGAAUGCUCCUUUCCCACGGCGGGCCUAUGAGGAAGGUGGAAUUAGCCCUAUCUGACAGACAAGGGGAGGUAAGUGGCUUGUCCCCACCCUCCCCGGGGAAAGGAUCUGACAGCCCCAGGCACAUCAUAAGAGCUCAGUGAGUACCAGCCAUUAUCAUCAUUAUUGUUAUCAUUACUGCCGCCGAAUUGUUCUUAGUUGAGAUAAUCACCUAAGAUCCUGCAGGGAGCCAUGGCGGAGCCCGAAUUCGUCCUAGUUCCAGCGGCAGGCACCGUGAGAACAGGGCUGAGGGUGGCCCAGUCAGGUCUGACCACCUGGGGCGCCCACCCAACCCCACACUCUCCUCGGGCUGGAGCCCUUCCCACCCAUGAAUGCCCCCUCCCUGAGCCCUCCACCCGCUCAGCUCUCUGGCACCUCGGUCCCAACUAAGGAGGGCUCCGUGUCUUUACACACUGACACACCUAUGCACGCCUGUCUGUGGCCUGAUCUAAAGAAUUUUUGCACACCUACACACGCACGUGUGCACACAUACAGGGCCUUGGAUGCAUGCACAGAAUGGGUUCAGGAGACUUGUCUGCUUAAAUGGAUCCACCCCCUGGAUCUUGCGGCACAGGUGACCUUAACUUUCCUUAUUUCCUCACCUGAGCUCACCUUUUUUAUCCACAAGGGUUUUCUCACUGUUUCUUAAAAUACAU
Messenger RNA from Leptonychotes weddellii (Weddell seal), 1459 nucleotides. The record is from RefSeq and is a predicted model, not a curated record. Lineage: Eukaryota; Metazoa; Chordata; Mammalia; Carnivora; Phocidae.